Molecule: messenger RNA, 11865 nt
Organism: Fundulus heteroclitus (mummichog)
Lineage: Eukaryota; Metazoa; Chordata; Actinopteri; Cyprinodontiformes; Fundulidae
Gene: col7a1
Product: collagen, type VII, alpha 1
Exons: 119
Coding region: 332-9577 (3081 amino acids)
Molecular function (GO): protein binding; serine-type endopeptidase inhibitor activity
Source: RefSeq, a predicted model, not a curated record
CAGGCAUCCCGACAAGUCUGGACUGUUCUGCUCUUGCUUGUGCUCAAUUCUCUGCUCGAAACAAGGCAGCAGCUUUGGGGAUCAGAAACAGUUUUUCAUGCUGCUGACUGCUGCGUGCAUGGAUGAAGCGAGAAGAGGUGAGUCUCUGAGCUGCCUGGCAGGUGAUCGUGGCCUGCUCUGUGACGCUGUGACCCACCGGUGGUCUGUGGAUAUCUCUCCCGCGUGUUAACCCCCACACUCACCGCACCGAGAGCCCGGGCUGGAUGUGCCACAGGUGAACAGCGGCAGGCUGCGGGCUGGCGCAUGGAGCAGAGAUCCCCAGGUUGUGAAGAUGUGGAGCUGGGUUUUAACCGUUGCUGUCCUGCUGUCCUCCAUCAAACUUGCUGAAGCUCAGGGCACGUGUAAUAAUGUGCAGGCAGCAGACAUUGUGUUCUUGAUUGAUGGGUCCUCCAGUAUCGGCCGCUCAAACUUCCUGCAGGUGAAGGACUUCAUGGCUGGAAUUGUGAAGCCUUUUGCCAGCUCUGUCAGCGAGUCAGGGAUCCGCUUUGGGGCCGUGCAAUACAGUGAUACCUCAAGGGUGGAGUUCACCUUUAACACCCACCUAACAGGCACCGAUGUUGUCAAUGCGGUGCAGAACAUGAACUAUAAAGGUGGAAACACACGCACUGGAGCUGGUCUAAAGUAUGUUUCUGAUAACUUUUUCAACCCCGCCACCACCCGGGACGUCCCAAAGGUCACCAUCCUGAUCACGGAUGGGAAAUCACAGGACCAAGUGCAGGAACCGGCUCAAAAGCUGCGUGGUCAGGGAGUGAAGGUUUUUGCGGUUGGAAUCAAGAGUGCAGACAGCAAUGAACUGGCUCAGGUUUCCUCAAAGCCCAGCAGUGAUUUCACCUCGUUUGUUGGGGACUUUAAGCUGCUGAAUACGCUCCUUCCUCUCGUUACCCCUCAAGUGUGCUCAGCAGCAGGGGGAGUCUAUGCAAGUGAUGAGGCCUUUUCUGGUCCAUCCAAUCUUCAGUUCACGGGCCAAACGACUGACUCCAUCCGGUUUCGAUGGAGUCCUGCCGGGGGCCCUGUGAGCAGCUAUGCCAUCCAGUAUGUCCCUCUCUCUGGCCUGGGUCAGCCAAUCAUUGCAGAGCUGCGUCAGGAAACGGUCUCGGCUACACAGAGGACGUUCACUGCACGAGAGCUUAGGUCAGGGACAGACUACCUGGUGACUGUCAUCGCCCAGUACCCCAAUAGUGUUGGAGAAUCUGUUUCCGCAAAGCAGCGAACCAGGUCAUUACCAGGAGUCUCCAGCCUACGGCUGGUGCAGGCAGCCUUCUUCUCUCUCUCCAUUGCAUGGGAUCAGCCUUCAUCUUCUGUGCGGGGCUACAGGCUCACCUAUGGGCCACGAGGACAACCGGCGGCCCAGCUGCUGGAGCAGUCUCUGUCUGCAGAUACCACCUCCGCCACCUUGGAGUCGCUUCAGCCUGACACAGAGUAUGUCAUCAACCUCUACCCUCUGUUCUCCAGAAACGGUGCAUCCCCGUCUGUCCUCAAUGCCCGCACACUGAGCCUGGAGGCGGUGCAGCAGUUAACAGUGGAGACCGUAUCGGAGGGAAGUAUUCGCGUCAAAUGGAGACGAGUCAGUGGAGCACAAGCGUACCGUUUGGUCUGGGGACCAUUUACAGGUCGUAACGUGGAGACCGUGGAGGUUGCUGGUGACACUGAGCUCUAUACUUUGUCGAGCCUGCAGCCGGAUACGGAGUACAUAGUCACCAUCAUCCCACUGUAUGAGGGCAACACUGAGGGGCCCCGGGCCACGACCAGAUUCAAGAUAGAACGUCAAGAGCAGCAGGUUCUCAGAGCAGUAACUACAGGACCCUCCUCAAUCCGCCUCAACUGGAGACUGAUCCGGGCGGCUCAGGGCUACCGCCUGGAGUGGAGGGAGGGAGAAGGAGGUCGUCUCCAGAGCCUGCCGUUUCCUCAAAGCUCCACCAGCUACGAACUAACGGGUCUCCGACCAAACACAGAGUACAUCUUCAAGCUGUACACUCUGUAUGAAGGCCGGGAAGAGGCCACACCUGUCUCUACUGAGAGCAGAGAGGAUCAGCCAAUAGGAACCGUGUCCAACCUGAGAGUGGUUGAGUCACUGGGCAGUACUGUCCGAAUCGGGUGGAUAGGCGUGGCAGGGGCUACACAGUAUCGGAUCGUAGUCUUGAACACUGAGGAGGGAACAGCGACAACCCAAAUUAUCCCUGGAAACCAGACAACCCUCGACUUGAGGGAUCUGACGGUGGGAGUGUCAUACGGCGUCAGCGUCACUGCGCUGGUGGGAGCAAAUGAGGGAGAAACAGUAACCGUCUACAUCAAACCCGAGCCGGCUGCAAGGACAGUGACCAAUCUCAGAGUAACAAAUGCAAACAGUCGGAGAAUUCGCAUCUCUUGGCAAGGUGUCACUGGUGCAACAGGAUAUAGAGUUACUUGGAGACAAGGCAACAGUCCAGAACAAUCUCGUCUUCUGGGAGCAGAACCUACUCUUUACACUAUAGAUGGCCUGCAACCGGAUGAGGCUCUGGUAAUCGGUGUCGCUGCUUUUGUUGACCAGCGGGUUGGUGAAGCCGUCACCCUGUCUGCCAGGACAAAUCCGUCUACUGGAGUCUUGUCUGGGCUCCGCAUCACUGAAAUCUCGUCACAGAGGAUACGCUUUACGUGGUCACCUUAUUCUCGAGCCACUGGAUAUAAGAUCACUUGGCGCCGUGAAGACGGAACUGAAACAACUCGGACCGUAGCUGCCGAUGUCUCCUCCUACGUCAUAGAUGGACUUCAGCCUAACUCGGCCUACACUGUGCAAGUUUCUGCCCUUAUUGGCUCUCGAGAAGGAAGCCCAGGGAUUCUCAGCAUUAGAACAGAAUCAGAUCAGACAACUGUGGGAACUGUGACCUCGCUUCAAGUGCAGGAAACCCGAGGGGAAGUGGUCCGAGUCUCCUGGGUGGGUGUUCAGGGAGCAACAGCUUACCGCAUCAUUUGGAGGAGAAUUGAUGGUGGGGAAGAACGGAGCCAGCUGGUGGGCCGAGACGUGACAUCUAUGGAUUUGGACCAGCUGGAUCCUGGGGUUCAGUAUGAGGUUCAGGUCAUCGCUGUAGUUGAAAACAGGGAAGGAUCGCCUGUUUCUGUCAGAAUCACCACACCUGGUUAUGUCACCCCGCCUUCGCCGCUACCGGCCACAACUUUACGAGUGACAGAGGUUACCCAGGAUGCUGUGAGGCUGAACUGGGCUCUCCUUUCGGGCGCCACGGGAUAUAUUCUUCGCUGGAAAGAGGAGACAGAUGUUGGUCGGGGCCUGUCCAUCACGCUGCCUGCGUCGUCCAGCUCGUACCUGGUAACCGGGCUGCGUUUGGGCCGCAGAUACAGAUUCACCAUCCAGCCCACCUUUGCGAGCGGAGUUUCAACUGAGACUUUUGUAGAUGAACGCACCGUGUGUCUGGGCGGACGUCUUGACGUGGUGUUUCUUGUGCCUGCAUCUACCGAUCGCACUGACCUGGUGAGACCUCUGCGGGACCUUGUUACCAGUGCCGCAGGGUCGCUUGCUGCCAUUGGGCCCCAAGACUCGCAGGUAGGGGUGGUCGUAUACAGUUUUAGACCCAAAACCUGGUUCCUGCUCAAUCGUCACUCAAGAUCGGACACACUGCUCCAAGAGAUCCAGUCCACACCCUUUGAUGAAAGCCCAGGGAAUAACAUCGGUGAGGCGGUGACGUUCACCCGACAGUACCUGCUGACCCCUUCAGCAGGACGGAGGCCGAGGGUGCCUGGGGCAAUCGUGAUCAUUGCCGACAGAAGAUCUGUGGACAACCUGACCCUUGCAGCCAGCAGUCUAAGAGAUGCAGGUGUGACGGUGCUGGCAGUGGGCAUAGGCCAAGCAGACACAGAGGAGCUGCGGCGGGCUGUGACAGAUCGAAGCCAACAGAACGUCCUGUACGCCAGUACCGCAGGACGACUGAACACAGUACACGCUGAUCUGGCCGACUUGCUCUGUGGAAUUGCCAGAAUUCCAGAGGUCACUCCUGGUCCAGAGCAGUGUACCGUACAGUGUCCUCGGGGUGAGAAGGGAGAUCGUGGUGAAACGGGUGAAAGAGGCAGAGACGGCGCAGACGGACGCAAGGGCGAGCCCGGUCGUGAUGGUUUGCCUGGGAGGGAAGGUCCCAGGGGUCCUGAAGGACGGCCAGGAACGCCAGGACAAUCUGUCACUGUCGACCCUUCCCAGCGGAUAAAAGGGGAAAAGGGGGAGAGAGGCUUUCCUGGUGUGGAUGGAAAUCCAGGAUUACCAGGAAGACCAGGAGCUCCUGGAAAUGCAGGCGUUCCAGGUUCUCAAGGUCUCCCUGGAGUCAGAGGAAGCCAGGGUGAACCUGGAGGACAAGGCACACCAGGGCCAAAGGGUGAUAAAGGUGAAAGGGGUGAACCGGGUUCAGCUGUAUCCGGUGGGGGUCUUCCAGGGAGGAAGGGAGAGCCAGGCAUCCCAGGACUACCAGGUACUCCAGGUCGACCAGGCAGCGACGGAGCCAAGGGAGUCGCCGGAGUUCCAGGUGCACCGGGCCAGGAUGGCCGACCGGGAAUUCCGGGAACGCCGGGACUUUCGAUUAAGGGCAGCCAAGGAGAUAAGGGCAGCCAAGGAGAGAGGGGGCCUCCAGGAGUAGGAAGCGGCGUGGCCGUGAAGGGUGAAAAGGGCUCCCCUGGUAUUCCAGGAACUUCGGGAGCCCCAGGGCCGAGAGGGCCAGCAGGACCACAGGGCACUAAAGGAGAAAGGGGAGAAGAUGGCACUGGACUGCCUGGACCUCCAGGAAAGCAAGGAGAGUCUGGGGACAGGGGUCCCCGCGGGCCUGCAGGCGAGAUUGGCAGCAAGGGUGACCGUGGGCAGCCGGGUGAGCCUGGGACACGAGGAGACAGGGGAGAGCGAGGGCCGGCCGGAGAGACAGGAGAGAAAGGCGAUCCAGGGAAGGCAGGGACCCCAGGACCGCCAGGCCUGAGAGGUUUACCUGGCCCAAGUGGACCACCAGGAGAAAAGGGAAGCGAAGGCGCCCGCGGGGAGCCAGGCAGAAGUAUGGCAGGUUUACCAGGAAAGAAAGGAGAGCAGGGGGACAGAGGCCUGCCCGGCUCUGAUGGACUGCGGGGGGAGAAGGGGGAGGCCGGACAAAGAGGAGAGAAAGGUUCUCCAGGUUCAGGAGGGUCGGGUGUUCUUGGACCUAAAGGAGAGCCAGGAGAACGAGGACUUGCAGGUCUUAAUGGACGACCGGGAGCCAAGGGAGACCCAGGAGAACCAGGCGAGAGAGGCGAGAACGGACGCCCGGGAAUUCCAGGAAAACCCGGCCUUCCUGGAAAACAGGGAGACAAGGGGGACAAGGGUGAUGAAGGAACACCUGGAGAAUCUGGACUCCCAGGAAAGCCAGGAGAAAGAGGUCUGCGGGGACUGGCGGGUCAGCCGGGGAGGCCGGGAGAGAAAGGAGACACAGGAGAUCCAGGGGAGCACGGGAGAAACGGCAGCCCUGGACCCGCUGGCCCGAGAGGAGAGAAAGGAGAGCAAGGAACCCAAGGACCUGCAGGGCCACCAGGGAAAGUGACUGAUAUCCAGGGUCAGCUGAAAGGAGAGAGAGGGGACAAGGGUGACGCCGGCGACCCAGGAGAGCAUGGCAGCAAAGGUCAGAAAGGGGAAGCGGGGACUCCCGGAGCUCCAGGCCUGCGAGGCCCAGAGGGGCUGAGGGGGCCCGCAGGCACAAAAGGUGACACGGGAGAAAGAGGAUCGCCUGGAGAGAAGGGAGAAAGGGGAGCAUCUGGCUUAGACGGCCGUCCUGGUCUGGAUGGUAAACCAGGCUCUCCUGGACCAGUUGGACUGAGGGGGGAUCCUGGAAAACAAGGCGACGCUGGGAGAGAUGGAUUACCAGGAUUAAGAGGAGAGCAGGGUCCCCAGGGGCCUGUUGGUCCUCCGGGAAAUGCAGGAACACCUGGUAAAGCAGGUGAAGACGGAAAACCUGGUCCUCCAGGCAAAAUGGGCGAGGAUGGAGUGCCAGGUGAAGACGGCAGAAAGGGGGACAAAGGAGAAGCUGGAGCAGCUGGAAGAGAUGGCCGUGAUGGGCAGAAAGGGGAUCGUGGUCCUGCCGGGGCCCCUGGCCCCUCUGGACCACAGGGGCCGGCUGGAUUGCCUGGCAGCAUUGGUCCUCCUGGACAGGUUGUGUAUGUAAAGGGGGCCGAAGCCAUCCCAGGUCCACAGGGGCCCCCAGGAACGCCGGGAGUCCCUGGAAUUCCAGGAGCGGUGGGAGCCCGAGGUGAAAGAGGUCCAAGCGGUCCCAAAGGAGAUGCUGGAGACCCGGGAGAGGAUGGGGCUCCUGGUAAACCUGGGACAACAGUGGAUGUACAAAAAGCUCUGUCCGGCCUCGGGAUACUGGUGUCUGAUCUGAAGGUGCUCGUGGACAGGAAGGACACGAUCAUCUCUCCUGCAGCGCAAAAGGUUGAAAAGGGUGAAAAGGGAGACAGGGGGGAGCCUGGGUCGAGAGGACCAUCUGGAGCAGAUGGUCCUCGUGGAUUUCAGGGAGAUAGGGGAGCGAAAGGGGAACAAGGGGAGCGAGGACCCAUAGGACAAACGGGGCCUCCAGGUAGAGCCAAUUUAGAACGAGGCCCGGAGGGUCCCCCGGGACCUGCUGGAGAGCCUGGCAAGCCGGGAAUACCGGGCGUUCCUGGGAGAGCGGGGGAACUUGGAGAGGCUGGGAGACCAGGAGAAAAGGGAGAGAGAGGGGAGAAAGGUGACAAAGGCGAGGCUGGUAUAAUUGGAUUAACAGGACCAGCUGGCCCUCCAGGUCAAAAGGGAGAUUCUGUCUUGGCUGGUACUCCUGGACUUCGAGGCCUCCCGGGACUGAAGGGAGAGCCUGGUGCUCCAGGACCAUUAGGACCCAAAGGAGAGAGAGGUUUUGUUGGACCUCGUGGUGAUAAAGGAGACAGAGGAGAGCCUGGAGAUAAAGGGCGGGAAGGCUCAAUGGGCAUGCCAGGGGAACCUGGAAAACCUGGACAGGAGGGGAAACCAGGCAUGCCUGGGUUCCCAGGAGUUCUAGGCAGACCGGGAAACCCAGGAGAGCCUGGCAUGAGGGGGCCAACUGGACCCAUGGGUCCUACUGGUCAACCAGGUCCACCAGGUGUAAAGGGUAAUCAAGGAGACGCAGGCAUUGGCAUCCAGGGUCCUCCCGGUGCUCAGGGGAGCACAGGUCUGCCUGGACCACCAGGUCCACCAGGAGCUGUUGGUCCGCAAGGGCCCCCAGGACUGCCAGGGCAGGUGGGUGAGGCAGGGAAGCCUGGCGUUCCUGGAAGAGAUGGGGUUCCCGGUAAGGAUGGACUACCUGGGCUACCUGGAAAGCAGGGUAUUGCAGGACCUCAAGGGCUGGCAGGCUUUAAGGGGGAGCAGGGAGACAGUGGUCCUCCUGGGAAGGCUGUAGCCGGACCUCCUGGUCCUAAAGGAGACAGGGGUCCUCCGGGUGUAACACUACCAGGGACGACUGGGGAGCGAGGCCUGGCUGGAGAGAAGGGUAAUAAGGGAGACAAAGGUCCUGCUGGCAUCAAAGGAGACAGAGGAGUAGCUGGUGAGCCAGGAGAUCAAGGAGAAGAUGGAGCACCAGGAUCACCAGGGCCUAAAGGAGAUAAGGGAGAGAGGGGUGUCGGGCAGCCUGGUCCACUGGGCCGUAUCGGGCCUCCGGGUUUGAAAGGAGAUCCAGGGCUUCCUGGUCCAGCUGGCCCACCGGGCCCGCAGGGAAAGGGUGGAGACCCUGGACUGCCUGGUGUGAGAGGAGAGAAUGGACAACCAGGGUCUCCUGGACGUCCGGGAGAGAGGGGCCUCCAGGGGUUUGCUGGCCGUGUAGGAGACACUGGUGCUCCUGGUCCUGCUGGACCUGCAGGACAGCCCGGUUCUGCUGGUACCAAUGGAGCCAAAGGGGACAAGGGGGAAGUUGGGGUUGGAGUUCCAGGCCUAAGAGGGGAAAGAGGAGCUCCAGGACUCAGAGGGGAGGACGGCCGAGCCGGCUUGGAUGGGGAGAGAGGACCAGCGGGUCCACCAGGCAUUCGAGGUCUUCGAGGAGAAAAGGGAGACAGCGGACUGCCGGGGGGGAAAGGAGAUAAGGGGGACACUGUGCUGGUGGGAGGACCACCUGGAGAAAAGGGCAACAAAGGAGAAACAGGUGACAGAGGACCCAAAGGUACACAAGGAGAGAAAGGGACAAAAGGUCAGGAGGGUCCAACGGGACAGCAGGGUCAAAGGGGAGAACCUGGAGACCGAGGAUCAACUGGUUUCCCCGGGGCCCGGGGACCCGGUGGACAGAAGGGAGAGGCAGGUGAUCCUGGAGUACCUGGGGAAUCGGGUUUACCUGGAAAAGACGGCCUGGCGGGACGUAAAGGGGACAAAGGAGAAGUUGGUGUCAGUGGACUGAGGGGAAUUAAGGGCGACCGCGGACCCAAGGGGGCUUGUGGAGCUGAUGGACCCAAAGGAGAAAAGGGGGAUUCAGGCGUUCAUGGCCGGUCGGGCUUACCAGGGAGAAAAGGUGAACAGGGGGACAUCGGGCCUGCUGGGGCCCCUGGGACUCCUGGAAAAGAGGGACUGAUUGGUCCCAAGGGUGAUAGAGGUUUUGACGGGACUGCUGGACCUAAAGGAACUCAAGGAGAGAAAGGUGAACGGGGACCGCCUGGUGUACCAGGUCCUCCAGGCCCGAGAGGGCUGGACGGGCCCGCCGGCUUGACUGGCCCACAAGGACCAGCUGGUGCUAGGGGCCCUGAGGGACUCCAGGGACAGAAGGGGGAGAGAGGUCCGAUUGGUCCUGCCAUGGUGGGUCCUCGUGGUAUCCCAGGAAUCCCCGGCGAGCGAGGCGAGACGGGAGACAUGGGUCCAGAUGGAGCCAAGGGAGACAGAGGAGAGCCAGGCAUGACGGAGGAUGAGGUCAGAGAGUAUGUUCGCACAGAGAUGAGACAGCACUGUGCGUGUGGAGGUUCAGGCCCAGACACUCGGUCCCAGCCCGCACUCAGGGCUCGGCCUACAACAGAGCAAGAACUGGUACUGAAUGGUGAGAAGGGCCGGGAGCUGCGUGUGGUGGUAAACACCAAAGACCCCGAGUACGAGCACGUCUACUCCAUCGAGGCCCUGGACGACCCCAUGGACGACCUAUUCUACUUCUCCACAGAGUCAGCCAAUCACUCUGAAGGUGAAGAUUUUAAAACCGAUUUAGAAAAAACUGAUCCAAAUAAAUCAAGCGGUGCUGCUGGCUCUCACAAAGCAGCUGACGGUCAGGAAAGAGUAAAAGUUCCUCCUCUGACUGCCGACAAGUCCAGAUCAGUCAGGCCCAAGAGGACUGUACAAGAGGAAGGUGCGACAGACCUUUGUCUGCUGCCCAUGGAAGAGGGCAGCUGUCAGAGGUACACUCUGCGCUGGUACUUUAACAGCCAGGUUCGAGCCUGCAGGCCUUUCAUCUACAGCGGCUGCAAAGGAAACGACAACCGCUUCCUUCACUUGGAGGAGUGUGAGGAGGCCUGCCUCGGGGAGACCAAACAGGUUCAAACCUUACAGACGGCACGGUGAUUGUGGCUACCUUCUCCUCCACCACAAGAAUGUUUUUUAUAGCUCAUUAUGUUUCAAAUGUCAGUAGUUUUUGUUUAUUUAUUGCUUCAUUAAACCCAGUUGGACGGCACACCACUCUCAAAGGGCUGCAUUACUUCCAUGUUGAUGUUUUGCUAAACAAAUCGUGGAUGAUUUAUUUUUUUCAAUUCUUAUCGUUCUUACUCUGAAAAGCUGUCUUUGUCUAUUUUUAAGACUUCAACACUUCAGAAUUAGCUCUCUUAAUUAAACAUUAGUACAGCUUUGAGGUAUUUCAGCUCUCGUGCUUCACCGGCAGUAAGACUAAUAGGUGCAAAUUAACCAAGGACAAGGGCAAACAACUCAGCUGCCCUUACUGUGUAGCAAAGUACAAAAAGUAAGUUAAUUGUGGUUUAUUUCUGGACGUUGUUCAAAGUCUCCUACAAUGGAUUUGUUUACAUUGAAGCUGAAUGAGUGAGAACCUGUGAAUUCUGGCUAAAUUUAUCUUAACACAUUAAUAUACUUAAGUUACUCCCAUGUUAAGUAUAAACCUACAUAGGACAACUUCUUUAAAAUGCAUUUCCAUUUGAAAAAAAAAGCUCAUGAAAAAAGGGUAGAAAGAUUUAUGCUGUAUACUAUUUUUUUUUUUACUUUCUUCUUCAAUGUUGCACCUGGCUAUUAUCAUCUCAUAAUGUCCCGUUGCCAUUUUGUACCCAACAUUGUUUCAUCAGUUCAUUUCAUUUGAUAGUUCAGUAUUCUGUUGUUUUGUAGAGUAAGUAAGUUCAGAUUGGUAUUUUGUUUUUAUUUUUUUGUAAAGAUUAGAUUUUAAAGUUCUACUAUUAUCUAAUUUCCCAUGCGGACCAGUGGAUUCUGGUCUUUAUUGGCACCGUCAUUGUUUAGCUUGCAACCUCUCGAAGUGAAAAAAAAAUUAAGCAUGGUUUUCUUUUUUUCUAUAGCAUUAAAAACUAAAACGUGUUGCAUGCACACUUUGUAUAACAUCCCUGUAGAAACAAAUACAGUUGUAAGUCUUUUGGUGUACGUCUGUCAGCUUUGCCAAUCUAGAGAUGGAUGUUUCUGCUUAUUCCUCUUUCCAAAUUAGCUCAACCUCAGCCAGAUUGGACACAGAAGCCCCAUUUUCAAAAAUCUAGCCAUAAAUACUCAACUGGAUUUGAGUCUGGAAAAUUUGGGCCAUCCUGACAUUUAAAAGGUGGCUGUAUGCAUAGGGUUGUAUGUUGCAGAAACCACCGUCCCAGUCUAUUGUCAUUUUCACCCUGUAAAAGGUGUUCUUACCCUGCGAUGGACUGGCAGUAGGUUUUCUUCCUACUUCAAGUCUGACAAAUAGCUAAAAGUACUGUGGUGCUUAACUGCUCCCAGACAACACAAAGGAUAUAUAUAUAUAUAUAUAUAUAUAUAUAUAUAUAUAUAUAUAUAUAUAUAUAUAUAUAUAUAUAUAUUGUUGUCAUUGUACGUAUUCUUUUCAUCUAAAAAUUGGUCUAACUAAAAGUAAAGCUAUUUUGUUGAUUUUCCUAAGGGAAACUAUUUUUAUGUAACAUCCCAGCAUUAUUCGGAAACAAAAAGCUUGCCACCAGCCCAUUUAACGUUUAAAGCUUCAGGCUGCAGGGAUUGCUACAUGUAUGCACCACCCAAGUGCUCUUACUGUAAAAUCUCUAAUUGUGAUUUGUUUAUUAUUACAAUAGUGCUUGGCUUUAAAUUUUAUGCAUUUUUUCCCCAUUAUAUCCAGAUAUGAUAUAGGAUUUACAUCCCUUUAAGCAUAACCAUCCAGGACCAAGUUUGGAGAUCGUUUGUGUGCAGUUUCGUUCGUUUUUUUUUCACAUUUUAAAGAUAAAUUAUUGUCCAGGGACUUUUUUUAUGAGUGGUGAACUGAUUAUGGAUUUUCCAUUAAUCUAUAUUAAACCAGGCUUAUGCACAGGCACAUAUUCUCUAAGCUAAAAAAAACAAAAACAAAUAAAUGAAUAGGACCAAAAUACCUUCCAACAUUUCUUCACACCAAAAUAACUCUACAAGCAUCAAGACGAUAUUCUGGGUAUAGUUUUAGGAUCUGUUCUAAAAAUGAAGAAUCAAGCACAAUAAGUUGAUGUAUAUAAUGUUGUGUCUGUUAUUUUAGGGGAAAGUUGUGUCUAUUUUCAUAACUGCAUGUUUACCUGCCAGAUAAAAAGGUGCUAUAUUUAAAGGUAUUUUUAUACUGUGUGGUGAAUGUGUGAGCUUUUGUUUUUGUGGUAAAGAUCUGUCGGUGUUUACUAUGUAUUUCUAAUAAAGCUAAUAUUUCAGUGAUA